Messenger RNA from Camarhynchus parvulus, 2436 nucleotides. RefSeq lists its product as uncharacterized. The record is from RefSeq and is a predicted model, not a curated record. The transcript has 4 exons. Lineage: Eukaryota; Metazoa; Chordata; Aves; Passeriformes; Thraupidae.
AUGAGUGAGCAAGCAGCCCCGGCUCUUCGCUUUGGCUUUUGGUCCCGGUGGAGCAGCACGGACCGAGCCCGGCCCGGGAACUCGCUUCUCCCGGCCCUGCCGCACCGGUGCUGCCGUUCCCGGGAGGAGCCGCGGGACCGGGGCGAGCGCCGGGGGCUGAGCGCCCCCUGCCGGUACCGGAGCCGGGCUCCCCCUGCCGGUACCGGGACCGAGCCGAGCUCCUCCUGCCGGUACCGGGACCGAGCGUCCUCCGCCAGUACCAGAGCCGAGCUCCCCCUGCCGGUACCGGCCGAGCUCCCCCUGCCAGUAUCGGUACCGAGCGCCCUCCUGCCGGUACCGGGACCGAGCUCCCCCUGCCGGUACCGAGCCUCCGCCGGUACCGGGGCCGAGCUCCCCCUGCCGAGCACCACUGACAGAAGGUGCAACAGUACCAGUUCCCUUCAAGCAGAUCUCUCCAACCUUGUGAUCUGGGCACACACUCAUGGCACCAUAUGCAACCAGAUCCCAGGCCUGGAAUUUAUGCAGAACACAGAUCAUGUGAGCAGUGACAACAGUGUGCUGUGGAUGUGCAGAGCUGGACAUGCCUAUCACUGGCACUGUGGGAAGUCACACAACACAGAUGAAGAAGUGACUGAGGCUUUAGAAGGGAGAAAGAGGCUCCUGUCUUCUGAGUCUUUGGCAAGGGAAUCCAGCUUUGGGGAAAAGAAGCUCAGGCUGACCCCAUCAUCUUUUGAGAUGGACCAAGAAGAUUCUGGGAGCACAGGGUCGUGUGGCAGAUCCCAAGGGGUCACUGAGCAGAAGGCUUACAGCCCCUACACAAGGAAUAACGAACCCAAGGGGAGUCAAAAUAUCAGGAAACCCAGAUUCUCUGCAGCAGAGCAGCACUUCUCCAUGUCUGGUAGUAGAGUCCAGACAGGUGAACAGGAUGUGAAGUCCGAAAGGUAUGAAGAUGCAGAGAUCAUUAUCUCUGAUGAGGAGCAGUGUGAGGCAGAUGAAGACAACAAAGGAGAAAGAAUCAGCCAGGAUAAUGUGUCAGAGCCAUCUGCUGAGAAGUUGCAGAUGCACCGCUGCCAGAAGAUGGCAUUGCACCAGCCAACAGCCCCCCAAAAAACUGCCUUUGCCCCCACAUGCCUGCCCAUUCGGCAGGCUCCUGUCAGCAGCUCAGAGGAUCUGAGCAGGAACAUCUUGAGGCUGGCUCCUACCACUGCUGCAGGGCCCAUGGCUGAAACUUCCAGGGCAAGGAGCCUUCUGGGGUCAGCAGUGCCAAAGGUAUGUCUCAAACGCCUUCCUGUCCCCAGCACUGAAGCCAAGGCCCAGCUUGAAUCCCAGACCUCAGUGAUGUUCUUUGAGCUCCAAGCCACUGCUGCUGUUCAGCAACAUCUCCAGCUGAGCCCUCCAGAGUGUGGUGCACUGGGAGUGGGCUCCAGUGGGGAUGGUGCUGAGAACGUGGGUAAGGACAGUGAGACAUCAGGAUCUGAGCAGACACCUUGUUCUUCAGCCUUCCAGAGUCCAGAGAGACAUCCACCUGCAGCCUCAAAUGGAGAUGUGCUGAAGAAGCAGGAGAAAAAGAAAAGCAAUACCACUGGAUACAUAAAAGUGUUCAAAGGGUGGCUGAAGGGGCACCACCCCUCCGAGACGCGCAAGAUCCACGCGCUGCCUCCUGCAGACCUCGACCAUUACCUGCUGUCCUUCUUCAGCUCUGUCAAAAAACAGAACGGCAGGGAUUUUUCUGCCAAUUCCUUAAACAUCAUCCGGUGCAGCAUCAGCAGGUACCUCCAGGACCACAACUACCAGUACAGCAUAUUGAGAGGGCCAGAGUUCAAGGCCUCUCAGGAAGCCUAUAAAUUAAAAUGUAGGUUUCUGUUUCAAAAGAAGGAGGAAGCGUGGAAAGUUGUGGAGAACCUGACAGAUGAAGAUGUGGAAAAUCUUCUUGAGAAGGGAAUUUUAAGCAAGACAAGCCCUCAGGGCUUGUUGCACCUUGUGUUCACCAGCCUCGUUAGGGGAUUUGGGGCAAACACCCACCAGCAUGCCUACCAGCUGUACUGGGGACAGGUGGUGCUGAGGAAGACCAAAGGAGAGGUGGAGUACUUGGAGUGGAAGAAUGAUCUGAGCCCCAAGGGAAAUGAAGGGGAGCUAAACCCACGGCUCUUUGCCAAGCCUGAGGAUCCAGAGAACUGCCCGGUCUCCAGUUACAAGGAGUAUGCCAGGAGGAGGCCAGCAGACAUGCUGAAUGACAACCACCCUCUUUACCUGGCUCCCAGGUCACUGUACUCUGUCUGGGACAAAGUGUGGUACAUGAGGAAGGCACUGUCAAAAGCCAAAAUUCGUAAUAUCUUGAAAGUUAUUAGGCAGGAAGUCAGAGGAACAGUGAGGAGGAGUGAGAAAUAGGGGCGUCCCUUCAGCUUUGCCCCUUCAACCACUCCAAGGCUGCUCUGA